GUUUCGACAGACGACAGGCGUUCCAGACUCUUGUCUAAAAGUUUUAAAUUAUUCUAAUACUGUGAAGUUCAGUUUGAAAUAGUGUUCAGUUGGAGAAAAAAUCGAAUUAACUGGUGUCAAUUUGAUCUAAAAUAUUUAAUAGAACCUGACUAACCUGAGGAAUAUUAUUUAAGGACCACAAGUUGAAAAUGUCCUUCCUAAUUACUGAGGAUCCUAUUACCGAAAACGAUGUCGAGACUCGAGAGGAUGAGGAGGAUUUAGAUCUAAAAAUUAAAUUUGAAUCUGAAGAUACUAUUCAGACCGAAAACAGUACUUCUGAUUCAACCAAGCUAACUAUUCCAGUUGAUUCCGAAGCCGCAGGAGAGGAGAUCAAGAUCACCAAAGUUAAUGGAUCGGAUUGCAAUAAAGAGCGGAAAAACGCUAAAGAAAACUCCAUUUGGGUAUCUAACCUUAACUGUAAUAUUAAAGCGGUUGAUGUUAGGGAAGUUUUUAGCAAGAUCGGAAAAGUAAAAGGUGUCAAAAUUUUAACCAACAACAGCAACUAUUUUGCUUAUGUUACUAUGAAAGAUGCAGAGCAGGUUGCUCUAUGUAUCGAAAAGCUAAACAAUACUGCGAUUAAUGGAGAAAAUAUCAUUCUUUCCACAACAAAGCCAUGUAUAAAAGAAGCUGAGACUAAAGUUAAAACGAAAGAAGAUAAUACAGAUGUGUUAAAGCAAGAAAACAACGUGACUGCAAGAACAUCUAAUAACGAAAAUAAUGUAAAAUCGGUAUCAGAAGUAUCUAAUACAGAUGGAAAUUCAAGUUCUAUCAUUGCAAAGCAGAAAAGAGAAAUUAGCAGACUAAAACACGAGUUAAAAAUUGUGAAUAAUAAAAAUAGUAGCCUAAAACCGAGUCUGAAAGAUAUCCAAAAAAAAUACGACACAGUUUAUUCCAAAUAUAAAAACUUAAAAAACCAAAUGGAAAAGAUGGAAACGGAAAAUCGCCAAAGACGCAGAAAGCUAAUUUUGGACCAAGAAAAUUUCGAACAUUCAAUAAAAUCGAAAAUGGUAGCGGUAGAUAAUCUCAAACAAGAGCUGAAUAGACAGCUAGAGGUAACCAAACAGUUAAAGGAAAGGUUAAAUAACAAAUUAAGUGAUCUGAAUAAUUAUAACACUUACAAAAGAACCAGAUCACCUUCCAGAUCUAGAAGAAGCAGAGGACAGCAGGGUAAAAAAUUUAGGCAUUUAGAUGAUUUUGACAAGACUAAAACGCCUCCACCACCUAACCUACGUAUUGAAUCAGGUAAGCAGUCUGGUUAUAACGCUAGCUCUUCCAGUCACGCUCCAGCUUUCUCCAGCGGAAUGAAGCCUGCAAUGGGCUUCAACCGCCACGAGAACCGUCCAUUCCAACAAUCAAUUCAUCAUCAUUCCAAUCUAGAUCAAAGAAGAGCCAACACUCAUGAAUAUGGUGCGUUUUCAGCUUCGCAACCUUUUUCGAUGGGGCAACCUGUGAGGGGUCCAGAGGAAGAUUUGAGAAUACGCUUAAAUAAAAAAAACGUGAAUGGGAAACAUCAACAGAGAUGACAUGGUUGCUGCAGAAAACAUUGGAACAUUGGCAGUGUUGAAGUUUCUAGGAGCAGUCCAAACCAAAACAGUUGUACAUAAUAAAAUAAGCAAUUAUGUAUCUAAAUAAAAAAAUACCCUGUA
Messenger RNA from Diabrotica balteata, 1685 nucleotides. Lineage: Eukaryota; Metazoa; Arthropoda; Insecta; Coleoptera; Chrysomelidae. The record is from the annotation of a GenBank genome assembly.